ACUAAUCCGCCUCACUCCCAGCUGCUCUCUCUGCCUCAUGACUGCCAGAAAACGACGCUCACUGCACAUUCGAGAUGACUAUGUUGUCGAUAUGAGGAGCCUGCAGUCCGAGCCGAACAUACAAAAGCAGAAGUGAAAGAACUGCCCAUCAAUGGCCAACUCCACCCCUCUGCUUGAUGUGCUGUGAGAGAGAAGCGAGUGGACCAGAAAAUCUGUAGCCAGUUGUGAUGGAGGACACUAAGCCCAAACCUGCUACCCCGGAGCCCGUCCUUGUGCCCAGUCCGGCACCCAGUCCAGCACCCAGUCCAGUACUCGGCCCAGCACCCAGUCCAGUCCUCGGCCCAGUAUCCGGCCCACUGCUGGACAUCAUUUCUUUGCCUGCAGCAAACCAUGUGGAGCACCUGAAUGUGAACCAGAUCCAGUUGGUGGUACGGCGCUGCUCCACUCCAAAUGUCACAGAGGAGACCACCUAUUUUAUUCCUCGAAACCUGCUGGUGGAUGCCGGCACUAACACAGACCCGCAAGUGGUCUGCUGCCCCUUGCUCCGAAGAUUUUGCCCAUGUCCACCACGAGGCCUUCUGGCCUCUCUCGUUACUAAAAUCCUUCUGGCAGCUGUGCUCUUCGGAGUGGUGUGGUCCAUCACCGAGGACGAGUGUCUUCCAGGGGGGAACCUGUUUGGCAUCACAAUCCUCUUCAUCUGUUCGCUCAUCGGUGGCAAAGUAGUGGCUCUCAUCCGUCUGCCCAAACUUCCACCGUUCCCACCUCUCCUUGGUAUGCUCCUGAUGGGGUUCAUGCUGAGAAACAUCCCAGUUGUAACAGACGGGGUGUACAUUGACUUCAGAUGGUCUGCGUCACUGAGGAACAUCGCUCUGGCUGUCAUUCUGGCCAGAGCCGGUCUGGGGUUGGAUCCCACGGCUCUGAGGAAACUGAAAUCUGUGUGUUUACGUGUUGCUGCUGGGCCCUGCAUUAUAGAGGCCUGCACCCCAUUUACUUAUGCCCUGAUCUCUCACUUCCUCAUGGGCUUGCCCUGGGUGUGGGGCUUCAUCCUUGGCUUUGUGUUGGGCGCUGUGUCCCCAGCAGUGGUGGUGCCCUCCAUGCUGCUGCUGCAGAAGGACGGUUACGGCGUGGAGCAGGGCAUCCCCACCCUGCUGAUGGCUGCAGGCAGCUUCGACGACAUUCUUGCCAUCACAGGGUUCACUACAUGCUUGGGCAUGGCCUUCGCCACAGGCUCCACUUGGUUCAACCUCCUGAGAGGUGUACUGGAGGUGGGUGGUGGGACGAUUGUUGGGCUUCUUCUUGGCUUCCUCAUCCAGUACUUUCCUAGUGUUGACCAGAAACACUUGGUAAUAAAGCGAUCCUUCUUGGUACUGGGCCUGUCCGUCUUUGCCGUGUUCGGCAGCGGUGUGGCUGGGUUUCCUGGCUCCGGAGGCCUCUGCACCCUGGUGUUGGCUUUCCUGGCUGGUCUUGGCUGGGGGUCAGAAAAGGCACGUGUGGAGGAAGUGGUUGGGUGGGCGUGGGACGUGUUUCAGCCUCUACUCUUUGGACUAAUAGGAGCAGAAAUUCGAGUGUCUGAGUUGGAGGGACUGACAGUUGGCCUUGGUGUAGCCACUCUGAUGAUUGCCCUGCUGGUUCGACUCCUGUUCACCUUUGUCUGUGUGUUCUGUGCCGGCUUUAACAUGAAGGAAAAAGUGUUCAUAGCCCUGGCGUGGAUGCCCAAAGCCACAGUGCAGGCCGCUAUAGGCUCCACAGCUUUAGACAUGGCCAGGACGAAGGGCGACAAGCAGCUGCAGGAGUACAGCAUGAUUGUGCUGACUGUGGCUGUGCUGGCCAUCCUUCUCACAGCCCCAGUAGGAGCUCUUAUCAUAGGGCUCACUGGACCCCGCCUGUUACAGAAACCAAAGAACUCUACCUGUGGUACUCCAGGAGGAGGUGAUGAUGACAAUGAAACUCCUAUCACCUACGAGAGCACGCUCUGACAUCAUCUGUCUUCAUCCCCGUAAGCAAGGACAUUUAAAGAGACUUCUGAGAUGUCUGAGCUUUCCUUCAGCCACCGAGUGGCCCCUUUUGUCUCUCUAUCUGCCGGUCAGCUCACGAUGUUUGCGGUGCUGCAGGAACUAAUGAAUCACUCUGUAUUUAUAGCCUCCGGUGCUUUCCAGACCUCAGGCUCCUAACAAAUGACCCAUAUCUGAGCCACUGCACUGUCACACUGUAUGACCGUAUGCAAGAGGGUUUUUUCUUUGCUCCAAAAUUAACUUUUAAUCAGCUAUAUUAGUGUGAGGCACGAAUAUGGUUUACAAUUUUGUAAAGGUGGAUAUUUUCUCCUGCCCGUCAUAUUCACUGAAUCCACCUUUUGCCCAUUUUUAUCACAACACAUCUGUUAACUAUUAAAUGUAUUUGGACUUGAGAAGGUGGUAUCAUGGUUUUUUUUUUAUUAGACGCUGUUUCCUUAGGAGGGCUGCAUAAUUGAAUGCACUGACAGUAGAAAUAUUUUAUUGUUUUAAAUUAGACCACUGAGUUGACACAAGCGUUUUUUUUAGGUGUUUUUCACUCGGUACAAUAUUUUUACAGAUGUGUUUGUGUUUUUAUGCGUAUGUUUAAUUAAAUGUGUAUUAGCUGUGUCUUGGUGAUGAGAAGGGUUUGUGUAGCUAACAAAUACUCAGGGAAAAAAUAAUUUACACCUCAUUCCUCUGGUUUACACACAGUGCUGCUAAAACUACAGCAAUCUGCUUCAAUGUUCCGAAUGCUCAACAUACAUCAUGUCCAUAUUCAAAACACUCAUGUAAACCAAACCUUUGAUUGUAAGGAAAAGUUGCUUUUUCACAUUUGUUACAUUUGAUUUUUUUUUUUUUAUUACAGAAGUAUGCAGUGUAACUUAAUAUUUUUGAUUUGAAUGUAUUGUCAUUGCCUCUUUGUGUAUUAUUAGCAACUAUUUAUGAUAAAGCAACUGAGCAAUUGAGCAUUAGUUUUUUACCAAAUAUUCCUUAAAUGAUAAAAAUGUACCAAGAACUGCUUUUCUCUUGCAUUUUUAAUACAUUGUAAGUAUUAU
Messenger RNA from Anoplopoma fimbria (sablefish), 3046 nucleotides. Its product is annotated as sodium/hydrogen exchanger 9B2. NCBI's taxonomy places the organism in Eukaryota, Metazoa, Chordata, Actinopteri, Perciformes, Anoplopomatidae. Gene Ontology annotation, biological process: proton transmembrane transport. Gene Ontology annotation, cellular component: membrane. Gene Ontology annotation, molecular function: antiporter activity. The coding region runs from base 228 to 1976 and encodes 582 amino acids. The transcript is spliced from 14 exons. The record is from RefSeq and is a predicted model, not a curated record.